GCGCGGAGUUGCCUUUUGAUAACGAUGCGUUAAAUCAGCGAUAACGAAUAAAUUUUGCGCCACAUCGACCAGACAUGUUGCUUAUUUAUCGAAAUAACAUCGUUGAACGAUUCGAUCGAAAACGCUAAAAGAGAAGUUUAAUUUUUUGUCGGACAAAACUCGACACGUGAUACUUUGAUGCCGCGUACGCCAACUAGCGCCAACUGCACGUGCAACAAAAAGUCUAGCGCAAGAAAAACGGCAAGAUUCUUGAUCCUGCUUGGUUCUGCGUGAUGAGGGUGAUCCGUGUAUACGCGAGCCGGAAAGUAUCGUUCGUUCUAACCGAAAACUUUACCGGUCUCGAUAUCACUCGGUCUGAGUAUUGCGCCGAAUGAAUGACUAAUUAGAUUCAGUGUGAGAUAAAAAUGCCACAAUUGUGGUUUUUCACGAAUUGCCUCACACAUGUUUUUCACUGCCACUUUGUCGUCGUUUCAUGACCCUUCUACGAAACCACCAUUCACAUUUGUAUAUCGUUUUUCACAGACUGAGUUUGUGGACUGUGGUUUGUUGUUUUUGUACUGAAGAAUAUUUCACACAAAAAUGGAUCCAAAGAAACCUACAAAAGGGCGUGGGCAAGGUUCCCUUGUUGAGAUGAUGAGGAGGCGGCAAGAAGAACAGAUCGCUUCUCGUGCACUAGUACAUUCGUUGGAAACACCAUCGUCUGCGGAACAAACGAGAUCACUCGAAGAAUCCAAUCAAAGUUCCAUCAGUACAAAUGUGUCUUUGGGUCGUGGACGCGCAAGUUUAGCCUCCAAACUAUUAGAAACUUUAGGCAAUAGAGAUAUAGAGCCUGCUGGAUUACCACCACCACGUGCAAUAAGUCGUGGAAGAGGUUUUGUUCAGCAUUUGUCACCACCAGGACAAUAUGAAGAGGCAGGACCAAGCAGGGAUUCUCGCUCGGAAUCAAGUGCGCCUAUGCACACAGAAAUAGAAGGAGUUUUGGGAAAACUCUCGGAUAUCUCUGUAUACGACAAUCCUGUUACAGAGGAUAUCCCAAGUAAAGAAAGCAAGGUCACUGAGCCAGUAUGUCGACAAGGAACUAGCGGGCAAAGGAUAAACUUGUUCACAAAUUACAUCGACCUGAAAGCAGAUCCUUCAAUGCGGUUGUAUCAAUAUGAUGUGCAAUUUGUGCCAGAUAUUGCAUCGCAACAUAUACGUCGUAGAUUAUUAAAUCAACAUUCAGAAAGCUUAGGAACAACAAAAGUAUUCGAUGGCUUACAACUUUUCUUACCAAUUAAAUUGCCACAAGAGAACAUACAAUUCAAGUCACUACAUCCGGAUGGAUCGGAAGUAACACUGCAAGUUUUUUACAGAAAAACACAAAAAAUGAACGAAAAUGUACAGUUUUUCAAUAUUCUGUUUAAUCGUGUUAUGCGCGGGCUCGAUUUGGUUCGUAUAGGUCGACAAAGCUUCAAUCCGAGCGGCACACACAAAUUCGACAGUCAUCGAUUAGAAGUGUGGCCCGGUUAUGUAACUGCUGUAAAUGAGUACGAAGGUGGUUUGAAGUUGUGUAUAGAUAUUAAACACCGAGUAUUGCGAACGGAAACUAUACGCGAUCUGAUCGCCGAGUUCUGGAAUAUGGACAAGACUAAUUACAGAGAAAGAGCAAUGAAUGAAAUUAUUGGCACAAGUGUAUUGACUCGAUAUAACAACAAAACAUACCGUAUAGAUGACAUUGCCUGGGAUAAAUCACCAAAAUGUACAUUUAUGAGAAACGGAGAGGAAAUAUCCUUAAUAGACUAUUACAAAGAACAGUGGAAGAUAGAGAUUUACGAUUACAAUCAACCUCUUCUGGUACAUCGUGAAAACAUUAAAACACCAACUGGCGAGAAACAGGAAAGAUUGACGCUUCUGGUGCCAGAAUUUUCAUACGCUGCUGGUCUCACAGACAGUAUUCGUUCCAAUUAUAAAAUCAUGAGAGAAUUAAGCACCGUUACGAAAACGUCGCCCAGUUUCCGUCGACAACAAAUCCAAAAGUUUAUAAAAGAAAUUCAGACGAAACCAAUUACGCGAGACAUUCUCGCGGAAUGGGGUCUGCAAUUAAACGAUGAUGUCGUUCGACUUAAAGCGAGACGUCUCGAUCCGGAAGAAAUUGUGUUCGGCAGGAACAAUACGAUCAGACUGACACAUGACAAACCAUCAGAUUGGAACAACAUCGCAGUGAAAUCUCCAGUGUUACGUGCUAUUUCUUUGAACAACUGGCAUAUAAUUUACUGGAAAAGAGAUAAUAGGAAUGUGACCGAUUUCGUGAAAAUGAUAAUGAGUAUCGUAAGCGCGGUUAAAAUACAAUUUACUUCUCCCAAAACGAUUGAGUUAAACGACGAUAAAAUCGAUACGUACUUACGAGCGAUUACGAGUAGCAUCGAAUCAGGCGUGCAAAUGGUAGUGAUCGUGUUUUCCACAAAUCGCUCAGAUCGAUAUUCGGCGGUAAAGAAAUUGUGCUGCGUAAGAAAAGGCAUACCAUCCCAAGUGAUCAUAUCGAAAACAAUUUCGAAUCCAGGAAAGUUGAAAAGUGUGACAGAAAAGAUAGCGCUUCAAAUGAACUGUAAAUUGGGAGGAGCACUUUGGACAGUAAAAAUGCCAUUGCGAAACAGCAUGAUAUGCGGUAUAGAUGUUUAUCAUUCUGGUACCGGAGGACCGGCAAAAAAGAGCGUUGCCGGAUUUGUUGCAAGUAUGGACAGCCAGUUGACUAAAUGGCACAGCAGAAUCUGCAUACAGGCCAGUAAGCAGGAGUUAGUGGACAUGUUGCAAAUGUGUCUCAUUUCGUCCCUUAAUGCGUACAAAAAGUAUAACGGGUGCAAUCCGGAACGUAUAUUUAUAUUCCGAGAUGGAGUGGGCGACGGCGAUUUGGAUUAUGUCGAAAACUACGAAGUGAAGCAAUUGAAAGCGACGUUUCACCGUAUCGCGCCAGAUUAUAAUCCACAACUUAGCAUGAUCGUCGUUCAAAAGCGUAUCAACACGCGAUUCUUCGCUCCUGAUAAUAAAAAGCAGAACGAGUUGACGAAUCCGUCGGCAGGGACCAUUGUUGAUUCCUGCGUGACGCGACGUAAUUAUUACGAUUUUUUCCUAAUACCACAAAAUACUCGAGAAGGUACAGUAACACCAACACACUACAUCGUUCUCCACGAUACAUCCAAUAUGGAACCCGACCACAUGCAACGAUUGACGUAUAAACUGUGCCACUUGUACUACAAUUGGCCCGGAACGAUACGUGUGCCCGCUCCCUGCCAGUACGCACACAAACUCGUGUCUUUGGUCGGACAGAACAUUCAGAUCGAACCGCAUCAUUCUCUUUCGGAUCUUUUGUACUACCUGUAAUCGGUUCUUUUUUUUUUUUCCCCGAUGUGUUAAUUCCAUCUCUUUACAUAUCUCUUUUUCUCUCUCUUCUUUACAAGCGGAGACAUCUCUAUAGAUAUUUAGUAUAGUUAAGUUUACAUAGUAGAUACUUUGUGUGAUGAUCACGAUGUAUCAAAUGUUCAUAUAUACACAUAGUUAUAAGAACUGUUACCAAAGAUUAUGAAGAAAAAAAAAGAAAAAUAGUAGGAGACUAUCAAGUAUUCCGUUCAUGCACUUGGUGUGUCUCCGCGUAGAUAUUUUUGUUUGUACCUUCACGUAGCUCUUUUGUGACGAUUAAGAUUACAUAAUGGUGCGUUUAGACCGGCGUGACUGUUAACGAUACAAAAACAAGUGCAUAUUGCCAUCAAGAAACUAAUACGCUAUUCAUCUAUUCGUAAAAAAAUGUUUACGCGUGAUUAGCUCAAAUUCGUCGGACAGAUCACGCAUCAUCCGGCGCAGAAUUUUUAAUAAGAUGUGUUUACGAAAAUUUGCCGGUCUGAAGGCAGCCCAACGGUUCGAACUUGCAUAUGUGUUAACUCUAGGAAGUACUCUUUGUAUUUAGCCCUCGAGUAAUGCUAAUGCAAGUUUCUUCCCAACAAGAAUAGCAUAGAAGAACGGAUUUUUUAAGUUAUAAUUUUGCAUAUGUAGCUAAAGUGGAACAAACAGAAAGUAUUUUUUUCUUUUUCUGCUUUAACCAACAAGAGUUUGAACUUGUUUUGGUUACAAAUAUUCUAGAUUUGCGUCAGUAUUUAUAUAUGUAUAACGGAAUAACUUCAGAUGCUCCGUUGAAACAAGUUUAAAAAGCUUUAUUUUUUUUACUUUUGUUAUCGUAAAAAAUAUCUUUUGUAACACACAAAAAGAGAGAGAGAGAAAGAGAGAGAAGAGGAGAGAACAACACACAUUAUAUAAUUCUUUACUGAAUCUUAUCAGUACUAUGAUAUAACUUUUUGUUUUAGUUUUUUACAAUUUUCAUUUUUUUAUAAUAAAAAGAAACUUAGUCUCUAUGUGAUUUUCAACUAUUCCUAUUAUUACUAUUUUAAUGAUAUAAUGCAUUUCUUUUUACAAUAAAAGUAUUUUACCACACUUCACAAUUUAACUUCAAAAAUUGUUGAGAUUGUGAAAAUUUUUUACAAAAAUUAGUUUUGCAUGUAGACAAGAAAGUGUCUAUUACAAUUAAAGAUAGAGAAUAAAAGACUAAAAGUUUAUAAAGACCUAAGAAAGUAGUAAAGAAAAUAAUAAUAAUAAUAAUAAUAACAAAACCAACAACAAUACUAUAUAUGAAUAGUAAAUUCGAAAACUAUAUGUAAUAUUUCACGAAGAAUAUUUCUUAGAUCUAUAAGGCUGUGGAAGUGCAAUUAUAUACUAAAAAAUUAUCAAGAUACAAAAACAGAUUCCACUAUAUGACAACUGAAUUAUAUCAAGAUAACUAACUAUAUAUUUGAGACAUCUAUGUAUAUAGACAUUCGUUACUAUACAUACAUGUAAUAAUAUU
This is a messenger RNA of Pseudomyrmex gracilis, 4867 nucleotides long. It is a transcript of the gene AGO3, whose product is annotated as protein argonaute-3. Gene Ontology annotation, molecular function: protein binding; piRNA binding. Gene Ontology annotation, cellular component: P granule. The transcript is spliced from 12 exons. The record is from RefSeq and is a predicted model, not a curated record. Bases 580 to 3357 code for a protein of 925 amino acids. Lineage: Eukaryota; Metazoa; Arthropoda; Insecta; Hymenoptera; Formicidae. Gene Ontology annotation, biological process: regulatory ncRNA-mediated gene silencing.